AUGAACGACGACGACGACGACGACGACGGCAAUGACGACGACGACGACAAUAAUAACAACAACAACAACAAUUUGCAAAUGUUUGAAGAACGAGCACUUCUGAAAGAUUACAUGGAUAAAUCACUCGCUAUAAUUUUGAUCUCACAGAUCAUAGUAAGUGUCAGUGAUAAGGUGCGAAGGUAUGCUAAAACUGGCAUUUUCUAUCAUACUAUGGGACGUCGUACAAAAACCAAAGCAGCAAUGCACACGAUGAGCGCGGUUGGAAUGUUUUCAACUAUGGUUGAUCAGUUCAGUUUUGUUUGCAUUAUGACAAAAUGUCGUGAUGCAUGUACCGCAUGUGAGCAGUGCAACUAUGCCUUAGAUCAGCUAUCUAAAAUUACCUCUGGUAUUAAAACAAGUAAUGCUUUAGUAGAUAUUUAA
Molecule: messenger RNA, 420 nt
Organism: Loa loa (African eye worm)
Lineage: Eukaryota; Metazoa; Nematoda; Chromadorea; Rhabditida; Onchocercidae
Exons: 5
Coding region: 1-420 (139 amino acids)
Source: RefSeq, a predicted model, not a curated record